AUGAAAGAAAAUAAAGUUUGUCUAGAUUGCCGAGAUAGUUGUAGAGAGUUGACCUCCACUCCGGACAUUAAAGAGUGGAGUAUCGUUGUAGUCAUGUCUAUCGAUCAUUUUCUCGCCAGUUUCACUCUACCAACUAACAAUUUCCUGUUUCCUAAAGAGCUUACCGAAGUGAGUUACGAGAUAUUUCCAGGCCCGCGCCCCUUCCCCACCCCACCGAGGGAUCGAUCUUCCGUCUACCGCAGGAAAGCUUUCUCUGCUGGUGGAUCAGAAAAAAGGAAGAAAGGACGUAAUUUAACAGGACAAAAAAAGAAUCAAAGAUAUAAAACGGAGACAGGGAUGUGGAAGAAGGGCCACCGGGGAUUGACGCUAUAUAUCCUGGUGUUGUAUAUCCUUCUGUAUACAAUGAGUCCGGCGGACACCGACGAGAGAUCUCUGUCCAGAAGAAAACGUUACGUAGUUUUUCCGGAAGGCUCGAGCUUCUCCAUUGCACUGUGCAUGACGAUCCACACACUGACGCCCGAUAAUAUAUUUACCGAGGGUUUGAAUUGGGGAAUAUCUUACGAUCUUCCAAACGAAAGCAAACCGUCAUUGGAUCCGUUGCUGGAAAUUCGCCGUCAGGAUCGUCGACCGGGUGAUUCAAUAAAGCAUCGUCAUCCUGCGUUGCUCGAGACAGAUCAAUGGAUUCUCAAUGGAAAUUCUGAUUCGAUUCGCUACGGAAAUCUGAAUAAGGGAACUUACGGCAACAAUGCAGUUGACAAUUUUAAAAAGAACUAUAAAAAUAUAGAACCCAUCGGCAAGAGCAAGAUCGGGAAGAUCCACUAUCGGAAAUCGGAUUACGACUACUUUAAACGACGACAUCGGCGGGAACUUUAUAACAAGCUCGAGGUCAUUAUAGACGCAAUGGGGUACAAUGGACGUACUUGCAUCCUUCGAGCCCUGUGUGAAGCCGCUCAGGCUCUGAUGCCUAAGGGGAAUACUCUGCUAGAGGAAAUGAUGAGGAUAGUUUUCUCGAUGCCUUUGAAACGAGCGGUCCUGUCUCAUGAACCCAAAGAACAUCACAUAUACACGGAAGCACACCGAGCUGGGUUUGAGAGCGCCAGUUGCGAGUCCAGAUUCUCAGGAUGCUCAUUUUCACUGAUAGACAUGGCCUUGGGCAAAUACAACUCCAAGUACCACGAAUACAACACCGACACUGAAUCUAAUAGUCUUAAUGUUCAUCAAGCUACGGACAAUCCUGUUGGAAACUCUUUGAUGAUAUAUAACAUGAAAUAA
Cotesia congregata is the source of this 1272-nucleotide messenger RNA. The record is from the annotation of a GenBank genome assembly. Lineage: Eukaryota; Metazoa; Arthropoda; Insecta; Hymenoptera; Braconidae.